Cottoperca gobio is the source of this 1459-nucleotide messenger RNA. RefSeq names its product mediator complex subunit 7 (gene med7). The record is from RefSeq and is a predicted model, not a curated record. Gene Ontology annotation, molecular function: transcription coregulator activity. The transcript is spliced from 2 exons. The coding region runs from base 415 to 1179 and encodes 254 amino acids. Lineage: Eukaryota; Metazoa; Chordata; Actinopteri; Perciformes; Bovichtidae. Gene Ontology annotation, cellular component: mediator complex. Gene Ontology annotation, biological process: regulation of transcription by RNA polymerase II.
AGCUAGUUAGCAGAUGUUAGCAGAAGUACUGAUAGCCAAACACUAGCCACAAAGCUAGUUAGCUAGCUAGGUUUGAUUCUGCUAACGCCUACGACUGGUUGUAGACUGAAGACCUGCACAUUCAACAACGUGAAUACAUGUGCUUGAUAGUUAAUGAUAAUAUCUUCUCUCCAAUUGUUCGGACAGUUAACUGUUAUGCGAGCAACGCUAGUAACGUUAACGACUGUUACGUUACUGACAACUAGCAGGAUAACUUUCUUGCAUACUUUAUUUAUAUGGAGAAGAUCUGCGAGUUGAAGCGGCCAAAUGUUGGAUCGUUUGUGGACAGAAAAAGUCCUUUCCAGAGAUGGAAACUAACUAAGUACAUGAACAUAAUUACUACAUUUAAAUGGGCUACAUUUUACGGUCAUCAUCAUGGGUGAACCACAGCAGGUUAGUGCCCUUCCUCCUCCGCCUAUGCAGUACAUCAAAGAGUACACAGAUGAAAACAUACGCAAGGGUCUGGCUCCUAAGCCACCUCCACCCAUCAGAGACAGCUACAUGAUGUUUGGCAACCAGUUCCAGUGUGAUGACCUCAUUAUCCGGCCACUGGAGAGCCAAGGCAUCGAGAGGCUCCAUCCUAUGCAGUUUGAUCACAAACGGGAGCUUAAGAAGCUCAAUAUGUCCAUUCUUGUGAACUUUCUGGACCUGCUGGACAUCCUUAUUAAGAGCCCGGGCAGUAUAAAGCGUGAGGAGAAGCUGGAGGACUUGAAGCUUCUGUUUGUUCAUAUGCACCACCUGAUAAAUGAGUACAGGCCACAUCAAGCUAGGGAGACACUGAGGGUGAUGAUGGAGGUGCAGAAGAGACAGAGGCUAGAGACAGCCGAGAGGUUCCAGAAACAUCUGGAGAGGGUGGUGGAGAUGAUCCAAGGGUGCCUCGCCUCCUUACCUGAUGACUUACCACAGACAGAGGGCCUGGAUGGUACUGGUGAUGGACCAAGGAGUGUGUCUGCAGAAGCUAGUGUUGGUUUUUCCUCUGGGCAGGCCCCCAGGCUGAACACAGAACCAAUGGAUGUAGAAGAAGCAGGUGCCAGCUGUAUGGCAGCAGGUCAUCAGGACAAGAGUGUCCCUGCUUCAAAGAGGGACAAAAUGUGGGACAAGGAUGCUGCCAUGUGCAGUGUUAUUGAUGAAAUUGCUUAAGUUUUCCGUUAAGUAGUCGUCUCUUUUUUUGUACACCAAAACUGUGUUUGUUUGUUUUUGUAUGCUGUACGUAGAGUUAAAGUAUGGAAAUGUGUGCUGUGUUUUCACUGGGCCUGAAAUCCUAACUGGAGUUGAAUGGUGUUUUAUUUAAAAGCCAUUAUGUAGAUAUUAUUAAGUUCCUGUGAAGAUAUUUGAGGAAUGUAAAUAUUACACAGAUCAAUUGGGGUGAAAACUUUCAGUUUUUGUAAUAAAACCAAUAAAGAAAUUCCAAUUGCAGUAU